UCUGGAACUCGUACUUUCUUCAAUUCUCCUACGGAUGCUGCGAUGUACUUGAUACAGGUACUUUUGGGCAACUGCAGUUAUGUAAUUGAUACCUAUCAUUGGUAAGUGCGGUCGGACAGCGUGCUAGCGAUCAUACGAAUUGCGGCUCUUGAAACCCAGCCGUGUUGGUUUCAGAACCAAUAGCAACCCCUUGAUUCAUAUUAAGUACUGUAUUGGCUGCUCCGUACCCUAUAGCUGAAAAGGUCAUUUGGUUAUCACGUUGGCCAUGGGUUUGGGACUUUUAAUAUUUUAGUUACCGACUUACUUUCGCUCUUCUUAUUACUCUUUUUACCUACUCUUCCUUCUUGACGGUGUAUAGUUGUCUGCUUAGAGUAAUUACAUCUUCCGAUUUCAUCAUGGCUACGCGACCGAGUUUGUUUACUAGAGGGCUUUCCUCCCUCUCCCAGAGCACCGAUGCGAACUCGCCGAAUGUCAGCUCGCCCGCCGAGCAGCGAGACGAUGCUAAGCGCAACUUGUUCAAGACCAUGCGCCCUCUGCCAACCCAGCAUUACUGGAACGUCUAUUUUGACAGACAAGCCAAAGACCAAAAGAAGGAAGACGAGGCCAACUAUCAGGCAUCGCUAGAACAGCUGGGAACCCAGAUCGAGUCGGUCCAGGACUUUUGGCGAUACAAUAACAAUACCCCGGUAGACCAGAUCAAGAUGCGCGAGUCUAUCUACUUGUUCAAGAGUGGCUUCAAGCCCAUCUGGGAGGACCGCCGUAACGUGUUGGGUGGUAGUUGGACCUUCCGUGUGCCUAAGAGUUCCGGCCCUGACUUCUGGACCCGCAUCCAGCUGAUGGCUAUCGGCGAAAAGCUACAGGAGGUUUUGGAGGAAGGCGACCAGAUCUGCGGCGUCGGCCUCUCCGUGCGCUUCAACUCGCACCUGAUUUCCAUCUGGCACCGCGACGCGUCUAAGCAAAAGUCCAUCGACAAUCUACUGCAAGCUGUCUUGGACGACUUACCUCCUGAGCUGGCGCCGAAGUCCGAUAACUACUUCUACAAGAAGCACUCGGACCACCCCGGCUUCAACCCGCCUCCCGAGCUUAAAGCGGUCCUUGACUCGCAAAAGAAGACCCUGGAGGCGGCCGCCGCUAAGAGCGCUGCUGCUGCGGCCCCUCUAUCCGAGUGACCAUUAACCUAGUACAUGGCAUAUAAGGCAAAGGACCAGCGAGUUUUCUUAGAAUUCCGCACGCAUUGUGUGGAUAUUGCACGGCUUGCCUUCGUGGUAUAAGUCAUCUUGCUUUCCCCUUUGUGCGUACGAGGGGGCUGCAUUUUUGGGCGUUUGCAAUGGAUAUGACUGGAUACGAUUGUUGAAUCUCUUGAAAAUUUGGAUGCUAUAUACGAGAGCGGGAAUUUCAUGGGCCAGACUUGCAAUGGGACUUUGGGUCUAGUUGUCCUGUUGUGACCCCUGAGUAUAAAUGCAGACAUGUGAUCUCUAUAUAAAUAUUAUAAUAGACUUUAUUACAUCGAGAGAAUGCGUCUGGUCCAUUGGUAGUUUGUAUGCACAUGCCGA
Daldinia loculata is the source of this 1553-nucleotide messenger RNA. RefSeq names its product translation initiation factor eIF4e. Gene Ontology annotation, cellular component: eukaryotic translation initiation factor 4F complex. The transcript has 3 exons. The record is from RefSeq and is a predicted model, not a curated record. Gene Ontology annotation, molecular function: RNA 7-methylguanosine cap binding; translation initiation factor activity. Lineage: Eukaryota; Fungi; Ascomycota; Sordariomycetes; Xylariales; Hypoxylaceae. Bases 396 to 1169 code for a protein of 257 amino acids. Gene Ontology annotation, biological process: translational initiation.